Messenger RNA from Anopheles nili, 4014 nucleotides. RefSeq names its product E3 ubiquitin-protein ligase HECW2 (gene Hecw). Gene Ontology annotation, molecular function: ubiquitin-protein transferase activity; protein binding. The record is from RefSeq and is a predicted model, not a curated record. Lineage: Eukaryota; Metazoa; Arthropoda; Insecta; Diptera; Culicidae. Gene Ontology annotation, biological process: regulation of dendrite morphogenesis. The coding region runs from base 1 to 4014 and encodes 1337 amino acids. The transcript is spliced from 6 exons.
AUGAGUGGCGAGCGAGGGAACGAGCAUGAAUCAACAUCCGGUCGGAGCGAUCCAGACGUAACCGUGCUGCGGGUGGAUGACCCGGGGGAUGUGCCACUCCCAGAGGUGUCCGGGGAUGUGGAGCAAGAAGAGUUGGCCACCGGUGGAGCGGGUAGCUACGGGCGAGAAGCGUCCGUUUCUCACUCGGAAGAGGAAGAUGAGGACGAAGAAGAGGAACCGCCGGAGCUGAAGGCCGCAGGACAACAGGACUUCCCUCCCACGCCGUAUGAGGAGUGCUUAGAUUUAAGGAUAUUUGAAAUGCACACGGAACCGACCGGUGCAACGGAACAUAGCGAAUCUCAAGGCGAAUCAGAACCGUCCCAUGCCAGUAACAGUGACAGUGAGGAAACCCACCACAAGCAGGAUCAGAACGACGUGUUGGUGGCAGAUGAACAGAACGCGACACGGGACCAAGCGGUGCCGGAUGAUGCACUUUGCGACCCUCCGGAAGGAACUUCCGAACCCGAUGCGGAUUGUUACGGUGUCCGGCGUAAAGGCGAGUGUCCUGCGAACGGUUCCGGAACGCAAGAAGAAAAUCAAAACCAAAACGGAACGAAGAAAAAAGUUCGCCCGAAUCGUUUAUCACCGGAAGUGACGGCGGCUGGUGGUCGUUCGCGUAAGAAGCAGUUCUGGGCCGCAGCUGCAUCCGGUGCCGUAGACGAUUGUGGCCUACCACGACCAACACCCGGUCAAUCGACCACCGGAAGCUUUACGCUUGAUAGUCCCACGAAGCUUCAUCGGCCACUUGAGCGUUCGUGGCCACCGAAACCUGGCCAACAACGUUCGACGGCGUUACUGCCACAAGGAGCGGAAGGGUUUUCCUUCGACAUCAUUGAUAUGGACGAACAGGACGUGGAGGGUGCCGUUGGUGGGUUGUUUUGUGAAACUUCCCGGCGGCCGGAUGAAGACGGAAACGUCCCGACGGAUGCUUCGAGCCCGUUGAGGCUGAUGCGACUGGAUAGGAAUGGAAAUGAGUCACCGAGCGCGGUUACGACGGAACAACCGCCGAAACUUCCCCUCAAAAAGGCCACCAGAAACGCCCUCCCAGCGCGGCACGUGUCCCCAGAGCGAGAAGAAGACAUAAGCCCUCCACCACUUCCCGUACGGCCACAUCGUCCUCUCGUGCGUACGCAAUCCAACGGAAGGGAACCGCGUACACGCGAAAGCAGACCUCCACGGCCACUUCCGGUGGAACGAUCUACAACACCACCUUCCGUGCACACCGUGCGAAGUCCCGGAAGUCCUCAGGAACCUUCACCCGAGAGUGUCGCACUCGGGAAUGGCAUCCUGCCCCCGGCUCGACCACAACCCCGUCCACUAACGCGUGUCGGAGCCGGUCCACGAGCCUUGCCGGAUCUUGUGUGUCCCCCGACACCGACACACCACGCCAGGCGACACCGUGUGGCCUCCGCUGCAGCUCCAGCGGAUGGAUUUGGGCCACCAGAAUUGAGACUUGCGCGUCCUGAUGUUGAGGACGCGAGUGGGCAGUUUCCGGAUGACGCUCCGGUGGCCAUUGGACCUUCACUCGAGCAUGAGGGUGCGGCUGGGGACGUUGGAGCGGUACGGCACGUCCCCAGCAUGCGAUUGCCCUCGAUCCCGGAACGAGCUCGGGCGAUUCUCGCGGAACCAGAUGAUUCCUUACCACCGGCAUGGGAAGCGCGAAUGGACAGUCAUGGGCGGAUUUUCUACAUUGACCACGCGACUCGCACCACAUCCUGGCAACGGCCUGCACCUCCCGGCUCAUCCGCCGUGCUUGGUCAUGGUCCGGAUCCGCACCGGCAACAGCUAGACCGUCGGUAUCAAUCGAUCCGGCGUACGAUUUACGAACACAUGCGUCAUGAAGCCGCUGGACCCGUGCGUGCCUCAACAUCCGGUGUCGCUUGGCAAGCCUCGGAUGGUGCCACAACAAGCCACUCCGGUCGGCCACGUUCAAGCUCAACUGGUGGUCGACCACGCGAGCAACUUCCCGUGGCACCCGUACCACCUACCGGACCACCGGUUCCACCAACCACGGAACCAACUCGCCCGGGAACCGGUUCAUUCCAUCCGGCACUGUUGAUGAUCUGCCGGUCGGAUUUCUACUCGAUGCUGCAUACGAAUGGUGACGCGAUUCAGAUCUACAACCGAAAUGCCGCACUCAAGCACAUGGUGUCACGGGUUCGCCGUGAUCCGGGUUGUUUCGGGCGUUACCAACACAACCGUGAUCUGGUCGCGCUCGUUAACUGCUUCGCGCUAACCGCGCAGGACCUUCCGAGUGGGUGGGAAACGAAACUCGACCAAAGUGGGAAGCAAUUUUUCAUCGAUCACGUGAACCGGAGAACCUCGUUUAUGGAUCCGCGUUUACCCACCGAAGGACCCCGGGCACGUCACCAUCGUCCCCCGACCGGUACCUCGCUUCUGCUGGCGGGUCCUUUUCCAGAUGAACGGCCCAUUCCACCACCACGACCACCGGCCACUAUCUCGCGGUUAGCACACGCCAGCUCACCGGAAGUUCCCGUCGCUUACAAUGACAAGGUCGUGGCGUUCCUGCGACAGCCCAACAUCCUGGAGAUCCUUCGCGAGCGUCACGGGGCGGCAGCUUGUUCGCGGAAUUUGCGCGAAAAAAUCAACGCAAUCCGGGUCGAAGGCACGACGGCACUCGAUCGGUUCAGCCAUGAUCUUGAGCUUACGAUUCUCCUCAGCCUGUUCGAGGAAGAGGUGAUGACAUACGUGCCACCACGAGCCCGCAGUCCACCGGAACAAAGCUCGCCAAGUGUCAGCAACGCGGUCAAGGCCGGCGGUCGCCACGUCCAGCGGGCUCCGGCGCCAAUGAGGCGCGAUUUCGAAGCCAAACUGCGCAACUUCUACCGGAAGCUCGAGUCGAAAGGCUACGGUCAGGGACCGCACAAGCUCAGACUGGAAGUACGCCGCGCCCACCUGGUGGAUGACGCCUUCGAACGCAUCAUGGCGGCGAGUCGCCGAGACCUGCAACGGUGCCGUCUGAACAUCGUCUGGGACACCGAGGAUGGGCUGGAUUAUGGUGGUCCAUCACGCGAGUUCUUCUAUCUCCUAUCGCGCCAGCUCUUCAGCCCCUACCGGAAGAUGUUCGAGUACUCAGCGAACGACAUCUACACGGUCCAGAUCGCACCGGAGCGCCCGACCGAGCGGGAGGACAUUUUGGAAUGGUAUCGCUUCAGCGGGCGCGUCCUGGGGCUAGCACUCGUUCAUCAGUACUUGCUGGAUGCGUUCUUCACGCGACCAUUCUACAAGGCACUACUCCGGCUGCCUGUUUCCCUGAGUGACCUGGAAUCGCUUGACAGCUCGUUCCAUCAGUCGCUGCUCUGGAUCCGCGAUAACAACAUGGAUAGCUGCAGCGAGCUUGGGCUGAACUUUACCGUCACCGAGGAGCGCUCAGAUGGGUCCUCGAUCGAUAUCGAGCUGAAGCCGAAUGGGCGUAAUAUUACGGUGUCGGAGCGGAAUAAGCGUGACUACCUCGAACGAAUCAUCAAAUGGCGCCUCGAACGGGGUGUCCUCGAGCAGACCGAGUGGCUGGUGCGUGGUUUCAACGAAGUCGUCGACCACCGGCUGGUGUCGGUGUUUGACGCCAGCGAGCUCGAGCUCGUCAUCUCCGGUACGGUUGAGAUUGAUGUGCACGAUUGGCGGGCGAACACCGAGUAUCGUGGUGGGUAUCACGACUCACACCACGUGAUCGUGUGGUUCUGGGCCGUGAUCGAUCGACUGAGCAAUGAGCAGAGACUGAGACUGCUGCAGUUCGUCACCGGCACGUCCAGCAUCCCACAUGAUGGGUUCGCUGGAUUACGAGGCUCGAACGGGCUGCGUCGGUUCUGCAUCGAGAAAUGGGGCAAAUCGAACGCGUUGCCACGCUCGCAUACGUGCUUUAAUCGGCUCGAUCUGCCGCCUUACCCGACGCCGGAUGUUCUGUACGAGAAGCUGGUACUAGCCGUCGAGGAAACGAACACGUUCGGGAUCGAGUAG